AAACGUUUUUCCAAUCAUUUUGUGCGUUACAUCUGACGCGUCGACUCGUUCAUUCUGAAUGGUUGACAGCUACCAAUCCUAUGGACUUUUGAAAGGUGGCGGGCGGUUGUAACUGAAUGAAAUGUUUCAGAAUUAAAGUUACUUUUUGUGUUUAAUUUGUUUGGAUAUACAAAAACGUUAAGCUCAGUGUGUCUUUGCUUUUUAAGGUGAUCUAGAAUACGUAAUCAACGACUAUUCGUUUAUCACGGUGAUUGUUGGUAAUGAGAAGUCAUUUACCUUUGACUUUGUGUUUGACCCAUGCACAGAACAGGAAGAAGUAUUCAACAGUUCUGUGGCCCCUCUUGUUGCUGGGAUUUUUAAAGGAUAUAAUGCUACUGUGUUAGCCUAUGGGCAGACAGGCUCUGGAAAGACCUACUCUAUGGGAGGUGCUUAUACAUCAGAACAGGAAGAUGAUCCAAGUGUUGGAGUUAUUCCUCGUGUCAUCAGAUCUUUGUUCAAUGAAGUCACUCUGGUAACAGACACAGAGUUCACAUUGAAAGUCUCUUAUUUGGAGAUCUACAAUGAGGAGAUUCUGGACCUCCUGUGCACUACAAAGGAAAAGCUUUCGCAGAUCAGUAUUCGAGAGGAUCCGAAAGAAGGGAUCAAGAUUGUUGGACUGACUGAGAAGGAAGUGACCAGUGCAGAGGAUACUGUACAUUGCUUGGAGUUGGGCAACAACUCAAGAACAGUAGCUUCUACAGCUAUGAAUUCGCAGUCCUCUAGAUCUCAUGCCAUCUUUACCAUAACAAUUGAUCAGAGGAAGAAAAUUGACAAGUAUUAAUAUUAACAAAGGGCUGCUCGCACUGGGAAAUGUCAUUAGUGCUCUAGGUGAUGAAAACAGGAAGGGUGGGGGAUUUGUACCCUAUCGUGACUCAAAAUUGACUCGUCUUUUGCAAGAUUCACUUGGUGGAAAUAGUCACACUCUGAUGAUUGCUUGUGUCAGUCCUGCUGACUACAAUAUGGAAGAAACUCUGAACACACUGAGAUAUGCUGACAGGGCAAGAAAAAUCAAGAACAAACCAGUUGUUAAUAUGGAUCCACAAGCCAUGGAGUUGCAUCGCCUUAAACAACAGGUUCAAGAGUUGCAGGUGAUGCUGCUGCAGGCUCAUGGGGGCACUCUUCCAGAGAUAGUGGGAAUUACACCAUCUGAGAACCUGCAAUCUUUAAUGGAAAAGAACAAGAUCCUAAAAGAAGAAAAUGUUAAACUGAGUCGUGAGCUAAGUGAGGCAGCAAGCCAGACUGCACAGGUUGUUGAAAGGUUCAUUAUGGCUGAAAAUGAAAAUGAGAAACUGCAUUCAAAACUGGAAGGAAUUAGUAAGCAUGCUGCAAUGAAAGUGAACCUUGAAAGAGUUGUUGAAGCUUUGGAAGACCAGGAAAUGAAAGAAAAUGUAGAAAUUAUUCAAAACUUACAGGAAAUUAUAGUUCAUCUGCAGGAUGAUGGUGCUGAUAUACCUGCCGGGGCCGAAUCUAUGGAUAGUACAGAAAAUAAUACUUCUGAUCAGCAGAGUCCUGAGAUGGAGAGCAGUUCAGGAGAGAAUCGUUCUUCUGAUGCGUUUGCUACUCAGCAUGCUUUACGACAGGCCCAAUUGUCCAAAGAGCUGGUUGAACUGAACAAGAUCCUGGUGUUGAAAGAGGCUCUACACAAAAAGAUGUCACACAGUGACAGCCAGUUGCAACCUGUCCAGGAGAAGUACCAGGAAAAUAUUAAAGUCCUGGAAUCUGAAGUCUCUGCAUUGCAGAAGGAGAAGGAAGAACUAAUUUUUGCCCUCCACUCAGUUAAGAAAGAUUCCAACCAAGCCAAACUUAGUGAACGAAGGCGGAAGAGGUUGCAGGAGCUGGAAGCACAAAUGACAGAGCUUAAAAAGAAACUGACCGAUCAGUCAAAACUACUAAAAUUGAAGGAAUCCACAGAACGAACAGUGGUCAAACUGAAUCAUGAUAUCCAGUCCUUGAAAAAUCAGCGAGUACAGCUAAUGCGGCAAAUGAAAGAUGAUGCAGACAAAUUUCGUCACUGGAAGCAGGAAAAGGACAAGGAGCUGAUAAAACUGAAGGAACGAGAUCGCAAAAGACAGUAUGAACUUCUAAAAUUAGAAAGAGACUUUGAGAAACAAGCAAAUGUUCUCAGGCGAAAAACUGAAGAGGCAGCUGCAGCCAACAGGCGUUUGAGAGAUGCUCUGCAGAAGCGUCAAGAAGCAGCUGAGAAACGCAAAGAAGCUCAGAAUCGAGGAAUGGAAGGAGUUGCAACAAGAGUAAAGGCAUGGAUAGCUAAUGAGGUGGAAGUUCUUGUUAGCACUGAAGAAGCCCGUCGACAUCUUAAUGACCUUUUGGAAGAUAGAAAAAUGUUAGCUCAAGACCUAGCAGACCUUAGACGACUGAAGGAAACAGGAGAACAGCCAUCUCGUAAGAUCCGGCGUCGAACGUGUUGUGUAGCAGAACUUGAAGCUAUGGAUGACAAUAACUCAACUGACAAAAGAAUUGAGAGCCUGGAGACUGAGAUAAAUCUCAGGAGUGCUCAGAUUGCAGAUUUACAACAAAAGUUACUGAAUGUUGACACUGAAGAGAAGGUGAAACAACGUUGGGAACCAAUCUCUACUAUUAUGGAAGCAAAGUGUGCCCUUAAGUACUUGAUGGGAGAGGUCGUUGGUUCCAAAGUGCAGUGUAGCACACUGCAAGGUGAGUUAGACGUGUCCAAAAUGAAUUACACCGAUCUGCAAAAUACUCUAAGUGAGGAACGCAGUCAGAUGGCUGAACUAGUCAUGGAGCAUGAGCAGCAAAUAAUACAAAUGGAACAGGAUCAUCAUGACAGGAUGACUUAUCUACUGGGACAACUCCAGCAGAAUUCAAAGCAGCCUGAAGAAACCGUGUCUGAGCAUGAGAAACAGUUAAUAGAACGACUACAAUUUCAGGCUGAAGAAAUAGAAAAGUUGAAGGAGCUAUCGGAGAGAAAUCAGCAGCUUAUUCAGGAUAAUGACAUAUACAAGCAGAAACUGGCAUUGUUACAAAUUGCCAGUGGGAAGAAAUUCUCCACUGUGGUGAAUGAAACUAUAUCAUCAUUGGACUCCCCAUUUGACUACAUUCCACCAAAGCCUAAGAAUCGCCGGCGAACAACUGCUAAGGCUCAUGGUUCUACACCACGGAUGAAUUUGGAAGAGCUGAUUUCACUUUCAGAAGACUCCACUUCGGAAGAUGAGGAUAUAGAAUGGAAACCUGAGCUUAUUGCAAAACCUAAAAGGAUGUCCCUUAGGUGUUCUUGUAAAGGUCGUUGUAUGAACAAACUCUGCAGCUGUAAGAGACAAAAGCUAAGCUGCAGUGAAAAUUGCAACUGCUCAGAAAACAAAUGCAACAAUCGGGAAAAAUAUUCGGAUGCCACAGUCACUGAAGAACCAUCAAGGGAAUCAGAAUCAUCAUUAAAACUUGAAGAUCCAACAGAAGUUUCUACAGGAGAAAACUUCUUUAUCCCUCCAUAUAUUUCUCCAAAUACAAAGGUUCUUGUAGAAAUCAGCGAGAAGCAGAAAACUCCUGUGAAUGUUAAACUUCAGAGAAAAGAAAGUGAAGAUAUUCAAAAUCAGACGUUUACAAUUUUGAAGAAAAAGAAGAGACUUUUAAGCACAAACAUGAGUUUUUUCGCUGGGUGCACGCCAGUCCAGGAAGAGGAUGCUUUGUAGAAACUGGUCAGCUAGCUACCUGCUUGCCCUGAUAAAAUAGACUGAGAUCAAAAUAGUUUUUAAUUGCAGGGAACAGUCAUAAUAUCGAGUAUCAUUUCUGCAGUGUGUACUUUCUUUGAAACUUCCAGACAGUGGCAGCUGCGUCUUCAACAAACUAGAAGGGAGGCAUUGCGGAUUUCAUAAUUUGCGUACUAGUUCCAGGUCUGUAGCUGCAUAGCUCCUGUAAAAAGUGCCUCUCUGACUCAUAAUCACUGCCAAUUCAAAAACAGUUUUUAGAUCCGCGAGACAGUAUGGUACCAUUACCAUUAAACAAGUUGUUCACAGCAGUAUAUACUGUUAGUGGUUUAAACCUUCUGACAAUUGUUGCAUGCUUCCCUUUUAGUGAAAUGUCCUUAUAACAGCCCGCCAGUUUAGUCAGUUCAUAGGUAAAAUAUAACAUUUACUGGGAAGUGCACUUGUCUCUCUAAGUCAUUUUAAAUUAAAUAAAGUGGUUAUUUUAAAUGUAGCAUAAAAAAAUACAGCUUAACAGCAUUUAUACGUUUUUUUUAGCUUUAAAAUUAAUAAAGAAAUAUCUACAGUA
Messenger RNA from Protopterus annectens (West African lungfish), 4284 nucleotides. RefSeq names its product kinesin family member 4A (gene KIF4A). The record is from RefSeq and is a predicted model, not a curated record. NCBI's taxonomy places the organism in Eukaryota, Metazoa, Chordata, Ceratodontiformes, Protopteridae. Gene Ontology annotation, biological process: microtubule-based movement; mitotic spindle organization. Gene Ontology annotation, molecular function: ATP binding; microtubule motor activity; microtubule binding.